AUGCCUGCCUCUGCUGAAAGCUCGAGUAGUAAUGGCAGUUUAGUCGAAGUAUUGGAUGUAAGCCAUUGUAGUUUGCAGGAGCCUAGUAGCUCUGAGCCAUCAGUGUGUGAGCUGAGCGAGUCUAGUAGCUCCACCUCUAGUUUGAAUUCGCAAAUACUGUCAUGGAAACGCGGAGCAUGGAGCUUGGAAGACUCGGUAAUAGCGGACCCACCUUGGUACAUUUCGUUCAUGGUGAAAUUCUCUUGUGCUUUGAUGUUCCUUGCUGGUAUGUUUGCGGAUUGGCUGCGAAUGCGAGGUAUUAUCAAGGUGUCUGUGGCGACGGAUGAUCCAAGGCACAAGGGUUUUGCACCGUUGGAUGAUCACUUGGAGGCCGUUUACAUCAAUCAUAUAUAUCGAAAAUCAAGUGAUGUAGUGAAUCGGCCGAUUGCUAGCGUUCCAGCUAGCGUAAUGCUAUUAAAGGAUAGGUACACCGACGACUAUGGGUGGACACAGAAAUAUACAGGAACGAUAUCGGAAGUUAUCAAUAUGGGGUCUUAUAACUAUCUCGGAUUCUCUCACAAUGAUGGCCCUUGUGCUGAAGAAGCGGCUCGAUACAUCGACAAAUACGGCCUUCAUAUUGGUAGUACCAGGCAUGAACGAGGCAAUUUUCAUAGUUUAUUUAUGGGGUCACUAAUUCUCAGUGACGAAUUGAACCACGCCUCUCUCGUUCUCGGAUGUCGAGUCUCUGGCGCAACUGUGAAAGUUUUCAAGCAUAACAGUAAUUUUAUUUGUACUUUUUUCGGUUUUAGUGCCAUGGAUUGCGAAAAACAUCUACGGAAUGCUCUGUGUCAUCCUAGUCCGAAAACUGGAAAGCCAUUCAACAAAGUUCUUAUUGUGAUAGAAGGGAUAUACAGUAUGGAAGGCACAAUCGUGAACUUGCCGGAAUUCAUCCGCAUCAAGAAGAAAUACAAUGCCUACUUAUUCUUAGAUGAAGCUCAUAGCGUUGGUGCCCUCGGACCAACAGGCAAAGGUGUCGUGGAAUACUGGGGUUGCAAUGCACGGGAUGUUGACGUACUGAUGGGAACACUGACCAAGAGUUUUGCGGCAGCCGGAGGUUACAUGGGUGGUACGAAAACAUUUCAGGCUGUAAUUGAUCAUAUUCGUCGUAAUUCAGCGGGUCCUUGUUAUGGAGCACCGAUGUCUCCUCCAAUAAUUGCUCAAGUUUUGAGCAGUAUGAAGGUGAUGUGCGGUGAAGAUGGAACUGACAUUGGUGCUCGAAAAGCUGUUCAACUACUUAGAAACUCACGAUAUUUCCGUCGGCGGCUGAAAGAGAUGGGAUUCCUCAUUUAUGGCCAUGAAGACAGCCCUGUUGUGCCAUUAAUGACAUUUUAUAUAACAAAAGUAGUAGAAUUUUCACGUCGCACACUCAAGUAUGGUAUAGGGCUCGUGGCAGUGGGAUUUCCGGCCACUCCCUUGACGAAAGCGCGAGUUCGGUUUUGUUUGAGUGCGGAUCACACCAAAGAACAGCUGGAUUAUGUCCUUGACGUUGUUGAUAAGAUUGGGGAUGAGACGAGCACAAAGUAUGGGAAGAAGGCGAAGAACUCAAAAUUAAUUGAAUACUAG
This is a messenger RNA of Ostertagia ostertagi, 1602 nucleotides long. NCBI's taxonomy places the organism in Eukaryota, Metazoa, Nematoda, Chromadorea, Rhabditida, Trichostrongylidae. The record is from the annotation of a GenBank genome assembly.